Molecule: messenger RNA, 4860 nt
Organism: Ochlerotatus camptorhynchus
Lineage: Eukaryota; Metazoa; Arthropoda; Insecta; Diptera; Culicidae
Exons: 3
Coding region: 1-4860 (1619 amino acids)
Biological process (GO): DNA integration
Molecular function (GO): nucleic acid binding
Source: RefSeq, a predicted model, not a curated record
AUGCCGUCCAAGGAGGAGAAAGUGCUCGCCGAAAAAAUGAUACAGCGUGAGUCGCUGAUCGCUACCCGUAACGCUGUGGAGAAAUUCAUCAAAGACUUCGAAGCACUGCGGGACGGAUACCAAGUGCAAGUGAGAAUCGAGUCUCUAGACCGAGUGAACCAUGCGUAUUUGGAGGUUCAGGACACUAUCGAACGACUAGACUCCGAAAAUCUAGAGGAACAUCUUGUAGAAAGAGUGAAUUUUGAGCACAGUUACUGCACGGCGAAAGGUUUCCUCCUAUCGAAACGUCCGGUUGAUGCUAAUCAGGCACAGCUGAACAACUCAUUUGCCGCUCCUCCAACCACCUUCCACCUACGUUUACCGCAGAUCGGCAUGCCACGUUUUAAUGGCGACUUCUCACGUUGGUUGUCAUUCCGAGACGCCUUCUCGUCCAUGGUUCACUCCAAUGCUGACAUACCAACGGUCGCCAAGCUGCAAUACCUCUUGCAGUCGCUCGAAGGGGAUGCAAAGAAGCCUUUCGAGUCCAUCGAUAUUGAAGCCGACAAUUACGCAUCUACGUGGGAUGCUCUCAUCAAGAGGUACGAUAAUCGCCGUUUCCUCAAACGUCAGCUUUUCCGGACACUCUACGAUUUGCCGGCGGUGAAGCAGGAGUCUGCUAAACGCACCCACAACCUAGUCGAUGAUUUCCAGCGCCAUAAGACGAGCGAAAAGGACGACAUCAAGUAUGACGAACUGGUAGAAUUCCUCCGCCAGCGUGUUCGAGUGUUAAACUCCGUUGGCUACGAUCAACAGCAGCAACCGGCAUCUUCAAAGGUGGCCGGUAGCACACCGGAGCCCUCCAAGUUCAAGUUCGCAGCAAACGCCGCUGCAUCCUCCAGUUCGAAUUCUUCUUGUCCGCUGUCCUGUUCUGACAACCACGUCCUUCGCAACUGCCCAGUAUUCCUCGGGAAGGAUGUACGCCUUCGCCGAGAAUUCGUGACGCAGAAACGGUUGUGCUGGAACUGUCUGGGAAGCGGACAUCAAUCGAAGAAGUGUGUCUCAAAGUUCACGUGUCGAACGUGUCACGACCGGCAUCAUUCUCUGCUGCAUGAUUCUGGUCCCUCCAAGAUAUCGUCAAGUUCUACAGGAUCUUUAUCCUCUUCUGUACAGCAAUCGAUUCCAUCCACAAGUGUGGGUUCUUCCGGUGUGAGCUCAGCGUCAAUGUCCAACUUCAUUUCGAAACCGCUGGCGAAGCUGUUAUUCAACCCUCGGUCGAAGGUGGACAUAUCGAUAGCAGGAAUCGGUCUCUCGACGCAGAACGUAAAAAGUGCUGUCACGGCAACGGUUCAAUCGAGAACGCAGGAAUUCUCCACGAAGCUUCAGUUCCUAGUCCUCAAGAAUCCGUCAGCGGAGCUACCGACAAUGCCGAUCAGCAUUUCGUCAUGGAAUUUACCGGAAGUUGCACUUGCAGAUCCACAGUUCCACGUCCCAGGAAGGAUAGACCUCGUCAUCGGCAGUGAAGCUUUCUGGGAAUUCCAUACUGGUCGGAAGAUGUCAUUAGGAAAUGAUCUUCCAUGGUUGACUGAAACACCAUUCGGAUGGGCUGUCGCUGGGACUGCAUCCAGUCAGUCAAAAUGCAUUCCUCGGAUCUGCAAUUUUUCGACAAAGGACGAUCCGCUAGAAACCGCACUCCUGAAGUUCUGGGAAAUCGAAACCAGCUCCGAUGGUCCACCACUAUCUGUGGAAGAAAAUCGCUGUGAGCAACACUACGCGGCGACCACUACUCGUGAUUCAUCUGGGAGGUACAUCGUCAGUCUUCCUCAAACCGACAAUCCCGAAGUUGUCCUAGGAAGCUCCCGAGAAAUCGCAGAUCGUCGUCUGCGAAGCAUCGAGCGGCGACUCGUCUUCAAGGAGUCGAGUACAACAACGAAGGUCAGGGUCGUAUUCGACGCGUCGUGCAAGACGUCGUCGGGAUAUUCACUGAACGACACGUUAUUGGUUGGUCCAGUCAUUCAGGAAGAUCUUCAAGCACUAGUGCUGAGGUUUCGCAUUCGCUUCGUUGCUAUGGCUGCCGACGUGGAGAAAAUGUAUCGCCAAAUGCUUCAUUUCGCCAGCGACCGAAGAUUCCUACGAAUCCGCUUCAGGAAGAGCCCCACCGAUCCGAUUUCCACCUACGAACUGCAGACAGUCACCUACGGUACUGCGUCUGCUCCGUUAUUGGCCACGAGGACUCUGCAACAAAUCGCUUUAGAUAAUGGAGACCAAUUUCCAGCUGCUGUAGAAGCGGUGAUCCACGAUUUCUACGUCGACGAUUUUCUGUCUGGUGCCGACGAUGUAGAAUCUGCCAUCCAGCUUCACAAGCAGGACGUUCCACCGGAAGAUCUGGCGCUUAAACCUCUACACGACCUACAAGAUGAGCCAGCAGUUUCAACUCUCGGUCUCGUCUGGGAACCAUCGAACGACGUACUUCGUUUCAAGGUCCAGCUACCACUUCCUGCUGCGAUCCUGACGAAGCGUAAGGUGAUGUCUUACAUCGCUCAAAUCUUCGACCCGCUUGGUCUCGUGGGUCCUACGAUCGUUGUCGCCAAACUGUUCAUGCAGCGUUUGUGGGCCUUGAAGCAGAAUGGUGAAGAUUGCGAAUGGGAUACUGCACUCCCCCGCAAGCUGCAAGAAGAAUGGAAGGAUUUCCAUGCUACUCACCAUUUAUUGAGUGAAGUUCGUGCUCCACGAUUCGUCUCGCUGCCUAACGCUAUUAGCAUUCAGCUUCACUUCUUCGCCGACGCCUCCAAGGGAGCGUAUGGGACCUGCUGUUACGUGCGGGCCGAAACUAGUGACGGUGUUUCAAUUCAACUUCUGACGGCCAAAUCCAAGGUUGCGCCGUUAUUCAGUCGGCAUUCGAUAGCCCGGCUAGAACUCUGCGCUGCACGAUUAUCGACGCAGCUCUACAAGAAGGUGAAUGCUGCCCUGAAGAUAUCUGCCACUGCUUUCUUCUGGACGGAUUCCACCACCGUUCUUCAAUGGCUACAAUCAUCGCCUAGCCGUUGGAAGGCAUUCGUAGCGAAUCGGGUAGCGCAAAUCCAGCACGCAAGCGACGUGAACUGCUGGAAACACAUUGCUGGCAUCGAGAACCCUGCUGAUGAUAUCUCGCGAGGACUGAAUCCAGUGGACCUUCUGCAAUGCAAGCGCUGGUGGAACGGUCCUGAGUGGCUGUCACGUGCUCCGGAAGCCUGGCCGAAACCAAUUCCAUCCGAAGAAGAAACGGGAGCGACUGAUGAAGAAGUUCGUAAGGCAACACUCGUUGCGAUGACCGUUGUUCAGGUGGACUUCUGCGACGAUUUGUUUGCUCGUUACUCUGGUUUCUCCAAGCUUCGUCGUGUUACAGCUGUCUGCUUACGCUACGUUCGUUCUUUACGAGAACGUGCAUCGCUGCGCCGUUGUGAUCCGGUAAAGUACACCACUCUCAGCAUUGAAAACCAGCCUAUUCCUCCACUGACCACCGUAGAGCUUCAACGUGCUGAACUUCGACUGUGUCGCCUGGCACAACAGCAAUCGUUUCCCGAAGAAAUUGCCGAUUUAGUCAACGGGGAAAGAGUGGCCAAGUCUUCCGCUUUAAAGUGGCUGAGUCCAUUCAUCGACCAGGACAAUAUUCUUCGUGUCGGUGGCCGGUUACGAAACGCAGCGCUCUCCAACUACGUCAAACACCCCGUCGUGCUAUCUGCCAAACAUCCGCUGUUGACUCUGCUGACUAGUUUCUUUCACUUAAAGCUACUGCACGCAGGGCCGCAACUCCUGCUAGCAACUCUCCGCCAGAAAUUCUGGAUUCUGGGUGGUAGAAAUCUAUCAAAAUCCGUCUUCCACCAUUGCCACACUUGCUUUCGUAGCAAGCCCACACUAGUUCAGCAGAGCACAGCAGAUCUACCGGCAUCCCGAGUCUCACCAACUCGCCCCUUUUUCAUUUGCGGAGUGGACUACUGUGGACCGUUUUUCAUCAAAUCAACUGUCCGUAAUCGUUCACCAACGAAGGCGUACGUAGCAGUAUUUGUCUGUUUCGCAACGAAGGCUGUACACAUCGAGCUAGUAAGUGACCUUACCACAGCGGCAUUCCUAGCAGCUCUUCGUCGAGUGGUUGCCCGCAGAGGAAGGAUCGCAGAAUUGCACUCGGAUAACGCUACUACAUUCAAGGGUGCUUCGCACGCACUCAACCGCAUCUAUCGGAUGCUUAAGACGGACCAAGCUGAUCGUGACAGGAUCUUCAACUGGUGUUCCGAGAAUGAAAUCCGUUGGAAGUUCAUUCCACCACGAGCACCACACUUUGGAGGUCUGUGGGAGGCUGCGGUGAAGUCUACGAAAAAGCACCUCCUGAAAACUGUAGGCAACACCAACAUCGCCUACGAACAAAUGGUCACGCUGUUGGCCCAGGUCGAGAUGUGCCUGAAUUCCCGGCCGCUGACGCCGAUGUCAAGUGAGCCGUCUGAUCUGGAGGUCCUUACCCCGGGACAUUUUCUCAUCGGGUCCAACAUGCAAGCCGUUCCAGAAGUUGAUCUGCGUGGAGUUCCUGAUAACCGUUUACAGUUGUACGAGCAGACCCAAAAGCACCUCCAAAACAUUUGGGCUCGCUGGUAUCCUGAGUACUUGCAGCAACUGCAAUCACGGGCUACCAAAGGCUGCAAGCCACCGGUGACCGUUGAGGUCGGUCGAAUUGUCGUCAUCAAAGAGGAUAAUGUCCCGCCUGCAUAUUGGCCGCUCGGUAAGAUCAUCAAGCUGCAUCCGGGGAAGGAUGGUGUUGUUCGAGUCGUGACUCUACGGACUGCACCAGGGAAGGACAUCGUACGAGCUGUUGCCAAGCUAGCGCUGUUACCAUCACCGAACCCAAGCAUCUGA